AGUACAAUUGUCUGGGCUGUGAAGACACUUACCCGCAGAUUUGCCGGGAGUGGGGGGAGCGCCCCAAGAGUGGCAAAUCCCUGCCUCGACUUCAAUCCGUUCGCCCAACUCGAAAGCCCCAGGUGCUGAACGCACGAGGGACUUCUGCCAUGGGUUCCUCCUCUGUGCGCCACUGGGUGAUGCAGCCACAGCCACCGCCACCACUUUUAGUACUCCUGCUCUUCUGCUGCAGCCUAUUCUUCGCAGGACUGGCCCAAGAAUGCUCGGCUCCUUGCCGUUGUCUGGGGAAACGACUGGAUUGCAGCCGCCUCAGACUGAGAGAAGUCCCCGCGGUGUUCCCCAGCGGGACGGUGCAGCUUGAUCUAAGCCAUAAUAGGUUGUCUUCAAUCAACUCUAGCUCUUUGAGUUAUCUUUAUAAUCUGCGAGAAAUAAAACUGAACAACAAUGAAUUGGAAGCUAUUCCAAAUCUGGGACCUAUUUCAGUAAACAUUACUUUCCUUUCUCUGAUAAAUAACAAGAUCAUGAACAUUCUGCCUGAAGAACUGAAAUUAUUUCAAUCCCUCGAAACUUUAGAUCUCAGCAACAACAAUAUUUCUGUGCUUGAGAUGGGGUCAUUUCCUCCACUGGUGCUCAAGAACCUCCACAUUAGCAACAAUCGGAUAGUUUCACUGGAACCAGGCAUUUUUGACAACUUGGCUAACAAACUUCAAGUCUUGAAGCUGAACAAAAAUCGCAUUUCAAUCAUUCCGCAGAAGAUGUUUAAACUUCCCCAUCUCCAACAUCUAGAGAUGAGCCGUAACAGAAUUAAAAAAAUAGAUGGACUUACUUUUCAAGGACUGCCUUCUUUGAAAUCAUUAAAAAUACAGAAAAAUGGGCUUGUUUGGCUCAUGGAUGGAGCUUUUUGGGGAUUAAGUAACAUGGAAAUUCUACAGCUGGAUCAUAACAACCUAACAGAAAUUUCCAAAGGCUGGCUUUAUGGCUUGUUGAUGUUACAGCAGCUUCAUCUCAGCCAAAAUGCAAUCAGCAGGAUCAAACCUGAUGCCUGGGAGUUUUGCCAAAAACUCAGUGAGCUUGAUUUAACUUACAAUAAUUUAGCAAAACUAGACGAUUCAAACUUUGUUGGUUUAAGCCUACUGGUAAGGCUGGAUAUCGGGAACAACAAAGUCAGCUACAUUGCAGAUUGUGCCUUCCGGGGACUGUCCAGUUUACAAACUCUAGACCUUAAAAAUAAUGAAAUCUCAUGGACAAUUGAAGAUAUGAAUGGUGCUUUCUCUGGACUUGACAAACUUAGAUGGCUGCUACUCCAAGGGAACAAAAUUAGGUCUAUUACUAAGAAAGCAUUUUCUGGUCUGGAUGCACUUGAACACCUAGAUCUAAGUAAUAAUGCAAUCAUGUCAAUUCAAGGAAGCACAUUUUUACAAAUGAAGAAUCUUAAAGAAUUACAUAUAAACACAUCAAGCCUUUUGUGCGAUUGCCAGCUGAAAUGGCUACCUGACUGUCUAAUAGACAAUAAAUUCCAGACUUUUGUGAAUGCCACAUGUGCCCAUCCUCAGGCAUUAAAAGGAAGAAAUGUUUUUACUGUCAGUCUAGAAGGUUUUGUAUGUG
Messenger RNA from Thamnophis sirtalis, 1605 nucleotides. The record is from RefSeq and is a predicted model, not a curated record. NCBI's taxonomy places the organism in Eukaryota, Metazoa, Chordata, Lepidosauria, Squamata, Natricidae.